Neopsephotus bourkii (Bourke's parrot) is the source of this 8343-nucleotide messenger RNA. It is a transcript of the gene RPGR, whose product is annotated as retinitis pigmentosa GTPase regulator. NCBI's taxonomy places the organism in Eukaryota, Metazoa, Chordata, Aves, Psittaciformes, Psittacidae. Gene Ontology annotation, biological process: protein ubiquitination; visual perception; ubiquitin-dependent protein catabolic process. Gene Ontology annotation, cellular component: photoreceptor outer segment. Bases 19 to 4197 code for a protein of 1392 amino acids. Gene Ontology annotation, molecular function: ubiquitin protein ligase activity. The record is from RefSeq and is a predicted model, not a curated record. The transcript is spliced from 14 exons.
UCCCCAUGGCAGCUCUCUAUGGCCGUUGCCAGUACCACGGCGUCUGUUUACUUCCGGCAGCCGCCGUGCAUGGGGCGCCUGCCGCCUGCUGCUAUGGCCGAGCUCGUUGAGGAGGACGAGCUGCCGGUGCCCGAAUCAGGUGCUGUUUUCACAUUUGGAAAAAGCAGAUUUGCAGAAGAUAUUCCCAGCAAGUUCUGGUUCAAAAAUGACAAGCCUGUACUUAUAUCAUGUGGAGAUGAACAUACCGCUAUUGUUACAGGGAAUGGUAAACUCUACAUGUUUGGCAGUAACAACUGGGGACAAUUAGGACUAGGAUCAAAGAACACUGUCAGCAAACCAACAUGCGUUAAAGCAUUAAAACCAGAAAAAACAAAACUUGCUGUUUGUGGAAGAAACCACACUUUAGUUUACACAGAAAAAGGAAACAUGUAUGCUGCUGGAGGUAACAGUGAAGGUCAGUUGGGAUUAGGUGACACAGAGGAAAGGACCACAUUUCAUUUAAUUAGUUUUUUUACCAACCAGCACAAGAUCAAACAGCUAGCAGCUGGAUCAUACACCUCAGCAGCAGUAACUGAGGAUGGGCAGCUUUUUGUGUGGGGUGACAACUCAGAAGGUCAGAUUGGCUUGGCUGAUGAAGCCUGUGUCAGCAUCCCAUGUCAAGUGGAUGUUGGAAAACCUGUUUCCUCUGUAUCCUGUGGAUAUUAUCACUCUGCCUUGAUAACAGGAGAUGGUGAGUUGUAUACUUUUGGAGAACCAGAGAAUGGGAAACUGGGAUUGAUGCCUGAACAGCUGAAGAGCAAUAGAGUCCCACAGCCUGUAAUGGGAAUUGUGGAAAAGGUUAAUAAGGUUGCUUGUGGUGGAGAACAUACUGUGGUGCUGACAGAGACAAAUGUAUAUACUUUUGGACUUGGACAACAUGGGCAGCUGGGACAUGGUACUUUUAUUUUUGAAACUUCAGUACCGAAGUCUGUGAAACACUUGAGGAGGUAUAAAAUAUGUAACAUUACAUGUGGGGAAAAUCAUACUGCUGUAAUAGCAGAGAAUGGCCUCAUGUUUACUUUUGGAGAUGGGCGACACGGCAAGUUAGGCCUUGGAGAAGAGAAUUUUACAAAUCAGUUUGACCCCACUCUGUGUUAUAAUUUCUUGAAGUUCACAGUCCUUUUGGUUGCAUGUGGUGGUUGUCACAUGCUAGUUUUUGCUGCUCCAAGACCUAAAGGAUUUGAAGAAGUGCUCUUAGAAGAUUUACAUGAAAGCUAUUUGACUGCUACAAUUUCUAAAAUAAGUGGAGAUUUACUACUAACAAAUACCUUACAACUAACAUCAGCACGAAUGCGACGUCGAGAGAGGGAAAAGUCACCAGAACAGUUUAGUCGAAUGGCACAAACUCUGCCUCCACUAGGAGUAAGCUUCUUAAAAUCUUCACUGCCUGUGACUAGCAAGACUAGUCCAUUCUGGUUUUCUGCAACAGAUCUUCCUAAAGCUGAACCUAGGAAGCACAGACGCCAUAAAAAAGUAAAGAAAGAGAAUCAUCAGAAGGAUAAACCCGGUGAACGCUCUGCAAAAGAAGAUUCAGAUAAUGAAAAUAAUGACAGAAACCUUGGAGAUACAACUGACAUCCUAAAUAUGACACAUGCAAUGAAAUUGAAUCCUAGUGACCAGUCCUUGAAAUUAUCACCACUCCAAAAACAAAAGAAGAACAAUAAAAAUGUGAAACUGAAAAGAGAUGGUAAGGGUGGGCUGAAAAACAAAGAUUCUGAUUUAGUAAAGGAAAGGUCAAAAUUAGACUCUGGCUCUUUGCAAAAGCAGUCUUCACUUUCAGAGUUACCAGGGCAAGACUUUGAAAAAAGUAGUGCCUUUGUGGGUAAGGCGGUGGCCAAAAAACGUACAAUGGAAGGUAAAUCUGGGAAUGCACAAACUGUUGGUACUUUGAAAAGUGGUGUUCAACAAAUCAGUAGGGACAAACGCAGAUUGGUGAAAAGGGAAAAAGCGUAUGUGGAAAAUCCUGAACUUGUCAGAGAGGAUCUUCCCACUGAAAAGCAAAUUCUGACUGAAAGAACAAAUUCUUCCUAUAACAAGUCAAAAGCUAUUAAAUCUAAGCAAUUCCUAAAAAUCAGUGUACUUCCUCCUGCAUCCAGAGAUCAGCCCCAGACUGAUUCAUUAGUUGCACAAAAAUACUGUUCUGUUAAAAAGCAAGGAAGUCAAGAAGCAAUAGAAAGUGAAAACAGAAUAAAGGAUGUUGUUGAAAAAUCUGAUAAAUGUGAAAGAAUAUGUGUCAGAGGAGAAGGAAACAGUGAAAAGCAGGGAGGGCUUAAAAAGAACGUUCAUUUUUUGAAACAAAUAUCUCUGUCAUCAUCUUCAACUGAGGAAAAUAGUAAUGAUCUUGCAAAAUUUGUACUUAAAAGGAGGGAAACAGAUGAUGAAUACUAUGAAGGCAGGAAGGUCCAGAAGGCCAUUAAAACAAUAAAAGGCAUGAAAGAUUUGGACUUAGAAGAUAAUGAGAUUGAGGAGAUACAAGCUGCAAACAAUGAGAAAGAAUACGUAGAAGAGACUGAUAUAAAAAGCUUGAAUGAGGAAGAAACAAACUCUGAAGUUAAAUCUGAUGAAGGCAGACAGUUAGAAAUUAAAAAUGAGAAGGAAUCUAAUCAAGAGCAGGAGAAUGAAGGCAGUGAAAAGGGUGAAAGUGAAAAAGAAAAACUAGAUGAAACAAUUGAGAGUGAAGAUGAACGAGGGGAGGAAGAAGAAGAGAGUGAGGUUGAAAAAGAUGGAGAUGAAGUUUCAGUAGAAGGAGAUGAAGAGGAAAAACAUGAGGAAGAAAAUGAAAGAGAGGAAUCACAGGCUGAAAAAGACAGUGAGAACGAGGGUGCAGAAGAAAUGGAACAGAUUAAUCAGGAAGGUGGCAAAGAGCAAGGAGAUGAGGAAUGGAGGUUGAUAGAGGAAGAAAUGCUGAGAGAAGGGGAAAAGGAGGAUAUGGAAGAGGAGUAUACUAAAGUGGAAGACACUGAAAAAGAAAAGGAAGAACAGGUUAAAAGUGAGGGAAGAGGUGAGAGUGAGGAAGGAGAUGAAGACAGAGAGGCAGGGGAAGAAAAAGAGGUAGAGGCAGAAGAGGAAGGAGAAGAUGAAAAGGAAAAAGAAGAUGAAAAUGAAGAAAGUGAGAAUGAAAAAGACAAAGAGGGUGAGAGGGAGGAAUUAGAAGAAUCAUUGGCAGGGAGGGAAGAAGUAUCUGAAGAACAGGAAGAGAAAGAUGCAAAUAAGAAGACUAAGGAGGUAGGGGAGGAUGAAGUGGAAGACAAAAUAGGAGAUAAGGAAGAGGAAGGAGCAGAGGCAGAAACAGAAGGGGAGGAUAGAGAAGAAAAUGAAAAUGGGGAGUGGGAAAAUGAAGAAGAUACAGGGGAAGAAGAAGAUGAGAAAGCAGAAGGGGAGGAAGAAAAUGAGGAAGAGGAAGGGGAGGAAGAAGCAGAGGGAGAAGGGGGAGUUGAAGAAACAGAGGGAGAAGGGGGAGCUGAAGAAGAUGAGGGAGAAGGGGGAGUUGAAGAAGAUGAGGGAGAAGGAAGCAUGGAAGAAGAGGAAGGAGGGGGGGUGGAAGAAGAAGAGGGAGAAGAGGGGGUGGAAGAAGAAGAGGGAGAAGAGGGAAUGGGAGAAGAAGAAGAAGAGGGAAUGGGAGAAGAAGAAGAAGAGGGAAUGGAAGAAGGAGAAGAGGGGGUGGAAGAAGAAGAGGGAGAAGAGGAAGUAGAAGAAGAGGGAGAAGAGGGAAUGGAAGAAGAGGAAGAGGGAGAAGAGGGAGUGGAAGAAGAGGGAGAAGAGGGGGUGGAAGAGGAGGGAGAAGAGGGAGCAGAAGAAGAGGAAAAAGAGGAAGAGGAAGACGAAGGGGAAGGAGAAGAAGAAGGGGAAGAGGGAGAAGAGGAACAAGAAGAGGAAGGGGAUGUGGGAGAGGAGGAUGAGGGAGAAGAGGAAGAGGAGGAUGAGGGAGAAGAGGAAGAAGGAGAGGAAGAGGAAAAGGCAAAAGGUAAAAGAAUAAAUUAUACUAAUAAGCUUCCACAAAAGAAAAACAAAACCAGGAAGCCUGAGAAGACAGAAAACAGUGCUUUACCAAACAGCUCUAAACAAAAAAUGAAGUCCAAACAGCAUGUAGCAAAUGGUUUACAUAAUUCAGAACAAUUCUGGAACAAUGUACUACCUCAUUAUUUAACACUAAAGUAGCAUAGACUAUUGGAGAUGCAUUUUAAGCCUAUUCAGAAAAUUUUGGAACUAUGGCAUAUUGAUUUUUCUUACUUAAAAAAAAAAAAAGUAGUCAAAAUAUAUUAUUAUACAUCUACUUUAAGUGCCAAUUUAUUGAAAAAAGACUGAAGAAAAUGCUUAGAUUUGGGAAGCUUUUUGAGAGAAAUCAUAAAUGGUUGAUACAGUUACUUACACAAUCUUUAACACAUAUGAUUUAAAAAAUAAUUGCUGAGGAGGCAAAAUGUGUUUGCCUCUUAAAUCAUAAUGUCAUGCUGACAACAUGAAUUAUACAUUAUAACAGUGACAUGGAGCAUUCCAUUGCCUUUGGAUCAGACUUCUUACGGUGAUGUAUCAGUUUUAGUCGCAGAAUAGUUUACAUGUUAAUAUCUUUUAUAAAAGGAGUGUCAGUAAAUUGUUGAAGAUGCAUUUUUUUAAAUUUUGAUAUCACUUCAUAUUCAUUCCGCCUACUUUUUCUUCUGUUCAUAUAAAUGGUAAAAUGUUUGAGUACUCUAGCAGAAAUUAAAGAAAGGAUGAGUUCGCAAGUUUACAUGGGUCAAGAGAUGGGAGGUAAAUGGAAAGGCAGGACCAGGUAAAUGAUGACCUGGGCUUUUUCAAAGACCUUAAGAUUGACUUUUUAUUUUGGUGUCAGCACACAAUUAUGUGCAAAAAGACAAAGCCAAGUCUCAGAAUCUGGCCUAGAUUACAUUAGAGUCAGAAUGCACCUGUUUAGGGAUCAUUUUUGACUGUCACUUUUAGUGAUUAGAUAUAAUUAAGAGUUUGAAAAUACACACCUGUAAACUACUAUUUACUUUUUACACUGUGCAAUACACAAAAGAUUCUAUAUCUGCAUACAACAGACUACAUCACAUUAGUCAUCUGACUCUAAGUUUCUCAGGGAUGGGACUGUGUUUUGUGGCUGUGUGAAGCGUAUAUAUGUUUUCAGGAUCACAGCCUAAACUUCUCCUCACUGAAGGAUAUUUGUGUUUUUCCUUCCUAAAGAUCACAUCUGUGAUAACCAAACAGAGGACAAUGUAAUAAACUGAGAAGCCAGAUGGAACAGAAAAGUGGUGUGAUAGUCUUUUUGGAAAAGAGAAAGUAUGUUAAUACUUCUGGAGUUUCCUUAAAAUACACAAACAAAUCUUGAAAAUUAUUUUUGUAAGAUAUUGCAUUACUGUUUCAACUGUUAGUGGUUAAACUGGCAAAAGAGGGGAUAGGGACCCAUCAUACACCAUUAUUACUUAAAUACUAUGGUAAUGGGUGGUCUGAGACAUUUUUGUAAACAGAUCUCAGUAUUGACAUUUUCUACAAAAGUAGUUAUUUAAGUCCUAUUUGAAAAUGAGGACAGGAGAAUAAAAGAGUCAAAAUGAGUAAAUGUCAUUCAAUAAAAAUGUUAAUGGAAUCAGUACCUAUGUUGGGAUUAUUUUUAAUGUUGUUUUGUAAGACACUGGCAUUAAACUAUCUUUGACACAAUGUCUCCAGAAUUUAUUUUCUAAAAAGGCUGUAGUAGAUUAAUAGUUUGCCAGUAGGUUCUAGUCCAGGUUGAUCCUUCCUACCUCAGUCACCCCUUCCAUAACACUGCAUUUGAAGGUAAGAUCACUUUCAGACACAUGCUGUGCCUAACUAGCAGAAAAUUAGUCCAGUGACUUGUCCCUGUGGAAUUUGUUUCAAGCUUUGGGAUUUUCUGGAAUACAUUAUCUUGACAUCAGCAUAUGUAAGUCUUUGGAAAAGGGUAAGUGUCCUCGUACUCUGAUAGAAUGGAAUAUUUUAACAGUCAAAUGCAGUGCCCAAGAAAGCAGUGCUCUCUAAUGACAGAGUCCUCAGUUAUUUUGCAGAAGUGCUGAGUUAUCACCGAACUGCUGUGAAAAUACUUGCUUUUAAAACUAAGUGGAGCUAAACUGUGUUAUUUUAUCUUUCUUGGGAAAGAUUAAGAUGUUGCUGUGAUAAAGCUUAGAGUAAUAUUGAAAAGUAUUUUUAUAGGCCUGGAACUGUGUUUCUUGGACAUGACAUCUGCUUAUUUGUGUUUCUAAAAUUCAGCUCUGGAAGAAAACUGUGCUGUGAAAAAAAAACCAACCAAACCAACCUGUUAUUUCUUGUGAAAAAUAUUUUCGGGGGGGCAGGGGGAAAAAGUGAGAGCACUUUGAAACAAGUGAUUUCCAAAUCCACACAGGAAUGGCUCUUCAUUUACUGUUUGGCUGCAGCUUCUAAUCUAAAUCCUUAGGCAAAUGGGGGCCAUUUGUUGUUCUUCUCUUGAUAUGCACUGAUGGCAUAAAGCCUCCAGGAGAGUAAAGGAAGCCAAGUGACAGGCAUCUUCUUUGUGUUGUCUGGAUGAAAAUUAAUUGAAUUGAGAACUGAUUUUAUAUUGUUUUGUGGAUCAUUCCUGUGGUAGGGGAAAAGCAGAGCAUUACUCCAGCACUUCUAAGGGGGUUCCACAUAAUUGUUACAUAAAGUGUACCCUGUGCCAAUGUUUCUGGGCUUUGGGGGACUUUGGAACUCCAUUAGUGUAACGGGUGGAAUUUUAUUGAGUUUGACUCAUGCUGGUUUAUAAAGCUUGGUACUUGUGGUUUUCUGGAAAUUCUGUAUGUCCUUGGUAUUUAUUAUGGGAUAUAAAAAGAUUUAUGUGCAAUAUUAAGCAACAUGGCAGAAGUACUCCUGAACUAGUUUUCAGUAGAGAAAAAAUAUCCUUCAAUAGAGAGACAGCUGCUCAGACCAAAGGUCUGUCUAGUGCAAUGUCUUUUUUUCACAGUGACCACUGGUGAAUGCCUGGCAAAAAAAAAAAAGUGUGAUCAUUCAGUAUACCAAAUAUAUUCAGUAUAUUCAAUAAUUUGUGUUUCAGCAGGUGUACCUAUCAUAUUUAAUACCCAUUUUUCUUCCAUAAACUUCAUUCAAUCAAUUUUUAACCCAUUUAACAUCCAGUACAUGUUUCGGCAAACACUUUUUAGGUUGCUUUAUGCAUUGUUACAAAAAGUACCUUUUUUUUUUUCUGUAAUCUGUCUUUUGGUUGCUUCGUUCAAUGUAUUCUUGUACUAGAAAAAGCGUAUUUAUUACUUCUUCAUGAUUUAUUUGCUUAUGAUUAUCACAUGGAAAAACUGUUCAGCCAUGUGGUUUAAAUCAAAUUAAGUUCACAGUGGGUUUUUGGCUUAUUAAUAACAGUUAACCAGCAAUCAACCAACUACACGGUUAAGCUCAAGAGUAGUGAUACAGCGGGUAACAACACUAGACAUCCAUACAAUGUUAAUGAGCACCUGCAGAUUUCUAAGCACUCUUCCACAGUUAAUCUCAGAAGUUUUAAUCUGCCUGCACACACUUGCAUACACGUUGACAGAAUUACAUAUGCACAUAUUGUCUUUUGUAGCAAGCAUGAAUUACAAGCACAGAUCCCAUUUUUGGUGAGCAGCGUGCAAGUCUGCUUUUGCCACACAGCUCCUGUUAGAGAUUAGGGUGAUCAGAUUACUUUUGAAUAUGCUGUAGUACAACUUUGCUCUUAUGCCUGAAAAAUUUCAGCAAGUAAAUUUUCCCAUUAUUUAUUAAGAUAAUAGUUCUCUGCAAAAUUGAUACUGAAAAACAAAAAUGUCAUUCUUCAAACUACAGAAAAUGUCUGGUUUUCAUUCUACGUUUUGUCUUCUUGUCUUAUCUGGAUAGGUAGGUCCAUGGUCAUUCUUUAGAAAGGGGCCUUUAGGAAUCAUGCAGAAAAGGAGGUUUAGUUUUUGUUUUCAUUGUUUUUAUUUUGCCGUCCCCCCUCUUCCCAGCUUUUUUGUCCUUCAAGAUAUAUUUUAGCUUACUUUCUCCAAAUAUGACACUACCUUCUGUAUCUUACCUCUCAGAAUAGCAGUCUCAUAUUUUUAUCAAUUGAAUUUGUGAUGUGAAUCCAGUCAAAGUAUUAACAACAGUAUUGUUAAAUACUCUGAAACAAAUGAGAGUGAUUAAAAGCAGAGCAUCUCUUUUUAGAUGUGGUCUUUUUUCUUAGUACAUAUAGGCUGGAUUAUGAACUGUGAACUCACCUGCACUUCUGUGUAUUUUCCUUAAUUUUAUAGUGAAUAUUACAGAAUCACAGAAUAGUUAGGGUUGGAAAGGAGCUUAAGGUCAUCUAGUUCCAGCCCCCCUGCCAUGGGCAGGGACGCUUUACACUAG